GGCAAGCAUGACAUCCUUUUUCUUCGUAGAACAAGAAAAACGGUGCAACAGGGAAAUAUUUCCCUUUUAUUUCCAAAACAAGCGUUAUCAGUGUGAAGCUUGGUGCAGGGAGGGAUGGAUCCGCUUGAACACAUGCUGACGGACCCUCUGGAUCCAAAAGAGGAAGACUGCGGACAGAUCACGGAGGAGUGCAUGCUCGGGACCUGUAAAGUGGACCUCCCAGAGGACCUGCUGGAGGAUCCUGACAUUUUCUUCUCUGUGCUGAGUGAAAGCACCUGGAAGGACGUUCUGACAGACUCUCAGAGACAACAUCUUCAGCAGUUCCUGCCUCAGUUUCCUGACAACAACACAGAGGAGCAGGACCGCACCGUCAGCGACUUGUUCAACAACACAAACUUUUACUUUGGCAAUCCGCUCCAUCUGGCACAGAGGCUGUUCAGAGAUGGUUACUUCAAUCCGGAAGUGGUGAAGUACAGACAGUUGUGUGCCAAAUCCCAAAGGAAGCGGCAGCUGCAUUCCCUUCAGCAGUAUUACCACAGACUCUUGAAACAGAUUCUCGUCUCCAGAAAGGAACUGCUCGACUUUGCCGUUCAGAAUGGUCUGGACUUUCCACAGAAAAGACGGCUGCCGCACAAGACUCAGGCUGAAAUGCGCGAGUCAAGAGUGAAAAGAAGACUGAGCUGUAUCCUGAAGGAGGUCAAAGCUGAGUGUGAAGACAGCAAUGCUUCCUCUGAUGAUGAUGAUAUCUCCUUGUGGAAUCCAGCCCCUCAGUCUCCGUCCUCUCCCACUCCUACUGUCUCGCUCAAAGUUCUCCCUAGCCUCUCUACUCCAGACAUGAAGAUUACAGAAAAAGUAGAGCUAGGGGAACUGGACUUGAAAGUCAUGCUGCACCACCAUCGCGAGAAAAGGAAAAGCCAGCCAGACCAUCCAGACUUGGUAACCUCUGAUAUCCACCUCGGGGAUUUACUUUCCAGAGCAAACAUUGGUCGGAAGGGGGCUUUGCCACUUUUCGACCUGCCGCUGCCCAAGAAAAAGAUCAGAGACGAGCGGAAGAAGAAGAAGCUGAAGGCAAUAAAAGUGGAGUGCGAGGAUCCCUGUGAAAUUCUGACACCUACAGACUCCGGCUCUGUCCCCCCGGUGAACAUCAUUAACCCUUUACCAGACGCACCUUCCACACCUCUCACCAGCAUCAAGGAGGAAAUCGUGGAAGAAAGUCAAAGCAGCCCUGUUGCAAUUGAAGAAAUAACGGCCAGUUUCUUCAGCUUGUUGGAAAACAUCUUCAGAGCAGAGGGUCCUGCCAGUACCUUGAUGUUGGAGGAAAAGGUCCAGACGUGGCAGUCCUCUCCAGCCAGUUCCCUCAAUGCAUGGUUUUCAUCGGCCUCGUGCUGGUCCGAUCUGGUUCUUCAAGCUCUCCAGUUUCUUGCCGGAGAGACUAAAGAUGGCAUGAUGGCGCUCCCUAGUGGCUUUUCUCCAUUUGUGGAGUUUGUUGAUGGAUUCCAGCAGUGGAGAUGGAUUGGCCCCACUCAGGAUAUAGAGAAAGAUCUCGGUGCGCUCUGUCAACUCUGGCUGGACUCCAAAGACUUUGUUGUCAAGACAGAAAAUGAAGACAUGUUGGAGCUUACGCCAUCCACACCGAAACUUUCAACCGAUUAUGUGGUGCGGCCCAGCACUGGCGACGAGAAACAAGUGUUUCAAGUCCAGGAGCAGCAGCGCUAUAACCAGCCUCACAAAGCCUUCACCUUCAGGAUGCACGGCUUUGAGUCGGUGGUGGGGCCGGUGAAAGGCGUGUUUGACAAGGAAAUGUCCUUGAAUAAAGCCAGAGAGCACACGCUGCUCCGUUCUGACCGGCCGCCAUACGUCACCAUCCUCUCUCUGGUUCGGGAUGCAGCUGCCCGGUUACCCAACGGAGAGGGAACAAGAGCGGAGAUCUGUGAACUCUUGAAAGACUCACAGUUUCUUGCUCCAGAAGUCACAAGUGCACAAGUGAACACGGUUGUCAGUGGGGCUCUGGAUAGGCUUCACUAUGAGAAGGACCCCUGUGUGAAGUAUGACAUCGGACGCAAACUGUGGAUUUACCUGCACCGCCACCGCAGUCAGGAAGAGUUCGAGAGGAUCCACCAGGCUCAAGCUGCAGCUGCCAAAGCAAGAAAAGCUCAGCAGCAAAAACCCAAACCAGCGUCUAAGCCGAAGUCUGGAAGUAAAGACGGAAGCGGCAAACCACCUGGAUCUUUGGAGGCAGGACUGGACCUGGGCUGUAAUUCCAUGUCGCCAGUCCCUACAACACCCACCCCAAACACUCCUGGAACCCCCAAAUCACCAGUACCUCUCUCUGCUGCCACCCCAACCAAGACUGCCGUCCCAGAUACGAUCAAAAGCAGCCCAGGUGUUCUCCUCGUCUCUCCUCCAUCGCUGCCUCAGCUGGGAACGAUCCUGCCCACGAGUCAGGCUUGUCCGCCCGCCACGCAGCCGGUAACUUCCCAGCAAGCCGCUCGCAUAGUGAGCCACCUGGCAGCGGGCUCCCUCCCUCAGGUGCGGGUUGUUUCCGCCCAGCCCGGUAUGGGUCCAUCAGCGGCCGCUCAGCAGGCCACGCUGGUGCAUCAGACCUCUCACCAGAUCCGGAUGCCUGUGUCAGUGGCGGCCAAGGGCCUUUCACAAGCUGUGGUUUCUGUGCCUCUGAGAAGUCCGUCCGGUAGCAGUCCAGUCCAGGUUCCCACCACCCUGUCUGUGUCAGCUCUUACAGUCACCAAACCUCCGACCGGAUCUCCAGGCAGCCCCGCUAACAACCCUACGUCUCCAGCGGUGCUGCAAGGCGUCACCAACCCCAACAUCAAACAGGUCUCCAUCACUGGACAGCUGGGAAUGAAGUCGCCAGGCGGAGCAGGAAUUCCAAUAACGGCGACAAACCUGCGCAUCCAGGGCAAAGAUGUCCUCCGCCUUCCCCCGUCCUCCAUCACCACAGACGCCAAAGGCCAAACGGUGUUGCGGAUAACCCCAGACAUGAUGGCCACUCUCGCCAAAUCUCCCGUGACGACCGUAAAGCUCACCUCCGACUUUCUGGGCGGCGGCGCCACGGGCGGCAAGAGCAUAUCGGCCACUCUCCACGUAGCGCCGCCUCACCCUUCGCCGUCUCCUGCCGCCGGCGCCUCGCCCGGCGCCGGGGAAGCACACACGUCUAAAUCCGGCCCCGUUGCCUCCACCUUGCUGAAGGCCGGAGGAGACACGGCCAUACGGUUGAUGCCGACGUUAGCCGUCAGCGUGGCCGACCAAAAAACCAGGACCUUCUCCACCGUGGCGUCCCCGGACAAGAGCGGCGCCACCAUCCGGAUAAUGCCGGGCCUCGGGGUUAUUCCGCAGAAGCAGGGGCAGACCAUCACGAUGACGACCGCCAGCGGCAGCAAACCGCUAACGGCGUCCACGUGUGCCAACAUUGUGACCAUGGCAGCCAACGUGGUGGCGGGAGCUAAAGGGAUCACCGUGGCUCCCGGAGCCUCCGGUUCGCCUCUGUCGUUGGGAGCAGCGACGGCGACCGUGAGACAAGUCCCCGCUUCAGUCGUCACAACACAAACGGGAAAGCUACCUGCACGGAUCACUGUGCCCCUCUCUGUCCUCAACCAACCCCUGAAGAGCAAGAGUGUGGUGACGACACCAAUAGUCAAAGGAAACCUCAACACAAAUAUCGGCAGCCUGGGCAGAAACAUAAUCCUGACCACGAUGCCUGCUGGCACAAAGCUAAUCGCGGGGAACAAGCCGGUCAGUUUUGUCACAGCGCAGCAAUUCCAGCAGCUUCAGCAGCAAGGGCAGGCGACACAGGUUCGGAUCCAGACGGUCCCGACGCAGCAGCUCCAGCACCACGUGGCAGCUGGUUCCCCCAAACCCGUCUCAACGGUGGUCGUCACGACAGCACCUUCUCCUAAAUGUGCGCCGGACCCUCCACCGGCUCCCCAGCCGUGAUCCGAUCAGUCAGUGGUAAAUGUGUGGGGGCGUUGACUUGUGCCAGCCUGACAGUGAGAGCGUCAGCCUUAGGAUGAGAUUGACUGGUUCUGUUUGUGGGUGCUGACAUAUUUAAAGUAUUUUAUGAUAAAAAAAAAAAAAAAGCUUUCUCCAUCACGUUCUCCACAUUAUUACAACCUAAAUUAUCUGUAUGUGGUUGAAGAAGAGACCCUUUGCUUUCUGGAUAUUUUCUUUUUAAUAGAGUGAUUUUAUUUUAUUUUUUUUCCCCACUUUGCUUCCGGUCGUAAGUUGUUAAUUUCAUAAUCGUAUAUGGUUGAAUUUCUUUAAAUGUUGUGAUUUAUGUGUUCACUUACAUGCAGAAUUAUCUAAAAUCUGUGUUUCUUUGGUUUUGAGAUAUUCCUUCAAAAGAACAAAAAGAGAAAUAAAAUAAACCACACUACCA
Fundulus heteroclitus (mummichog) is the source of this 4393-nucleotide messenger RNA. It is a transcript of the gene nfrkb, whose product is annotated as nuclear factor related to kappaB binding protein. Bases 115 to 3951 code for a protein of 1278 amino acids. The transcript has 26 exons. Gene Ontology annotation, molecular function: protease binding. The record is from RefSeq and is a predicted model, not a curated record. NCBI's taxonomy places the organism in Eukaryota, Metazoa, Chordata, Actinopteri, Cyprinodontiformes, Fundulidae. Gene Ontology annotation, cellular component: Ino80 complex.